Motacilla alba alba is the source of this 11139-nucleotide messenger RNA. It is a transcript of the gene UBR5, whose product is annotated as ubiquitin protein ligase E3 component n-recognin 5. NCBI's taxonomy places the organism in Eukaryota, Metazoa, Chordata, Aves, Passeriformes, Motacillidae. Gene Ontology annotation, biological process: DNA damage response; protein polyubiquitination; regulation of double-strand break repair. Bases 324 to 8765 code for a protein of 2813 amino acids. Gene Ontology annotation, molecular function: ubiquitin-protein transferase activity; RNA binding; zinc ion binding. Gene Ontology annotation, cellular component: nucleus. The record is from RefSeq and is a predicted model, not a curated record. The transcript is spliced from 60 exons.
CGAGCCCCGCCCCUUCCCUGUCGCGGCGCACGGAGGGCGGGGGAGGGGGGAGGGAGAAGGGCCCGCUGGAAGCCAAGAUGGCGGCGCGUGCGUGAGCGCGGCGCGGGCCCAGCUCCGAGCGGCGCCGUUGCGGCCGUUCCGCCCCGCCCCGCGCCCGCAGCGCCGCGGCCGCCGAGAGCCCGAGACUCCGCCGGGCGGCCCCGAACCACCCCGGGGGAGGGACGGAGGCCGAGAGCCCCCUCCCCCGCCGCCCCCAUUGUGUGCCCGGCCCCCGCCCGCCCGCCCGCCUCCCGCCGCCGCCGGGGGGUGCACCGGCGCGGAACAUGACCUCGAUCCACUUCGUGGUGCACCCGCUGCCGGGCACCGAGGACCAGCUCAACGACCGAUUAAGGGAAGUUUCAGAGAAGCUGAACAAAUAUAAUUUAAACAGCCACCCGCCUUUGAAUGUAUUGGAACAGGCCACUAUUAAACAGUGUGUGGUGGGACCAAAUCACGCUGCAUUUCUUCUGGAAGAUGGUAGAGUCUGCAGGAUUGGUUUUUCAGUUCAACCAGACAGAUUGGAAUUGGGUAAACCUGAGAAUAGUGAUGGUUCAAAGUUGAGCAGUGGCUCAGGGGCAGGAAGGACAUCCAGGCCAGGCAGGACUAGUGACUCCCCAUGGUUUCUGUCUGGUUCUGAAACUCUGGGCAGACUGGCAGGCAACACCCUUGGAAGCCGCUGGAGUUCAGGGGUUGGUGGAAGUGGAGGAGGAUCUUCUGGUAGAUCAUCUGCUGGAGCUCGAGACUCUCGAAGGCAGACCAGAGUUAUACGCACAGGACGUGAUAGAGGAUCUGGACUGCUGGGGAGUCAGCCACAACCAGUGAUUCCAGCAUCAGUCAUUCCAGAGGAACUAAUUUCACAGGCACAAGUUGUUUUACAAGGGAAGUCCAGAAGUAUUAUUAUUCGAGAACUCCAACGAACAAAUCUUGAUGUAAACCUUGCUGUAAAUAAUUUGUUGAGUCGUGAUGAUGAAGAUGGAGAUGAUGGGGAUGAUACAGCAAGUGAAUCAUAUCUUCCUGGAGAGGAUCUUAUGUCUCUUCUGGAUGCUGACAUACAUUCUGCUCACCCAAGUGUCAUUAUUGAUGCUGAUGCUAUGUUUUCAGAAGAUAUUAGUUACUUUGGUUAUCCAUCCUUUCGGCGCUCAUCACUUUCCAGGCUAGGCUCAUCCAGAGUUCUCCUUCUUCCCUUAGAGAGAGACUCUGAGCUGUUGCGUGAACGUGAGUCCGUUUUACGUUUGCGUGAACGAAGGUGGCUUGAUGGAGCCUCAUUUGAUAAUGAAAGAGGCUCAACAAGUAAGGAAGGGGAACCAAACCUGGACAAGAAGAAUACACCUGUUCAAAGUCCUGUUUCUUUAGGAGAAGACUUGCAGUGGUGGCCAGAUAAGGAUGGAACAAAGUUUAUUUCUAUUGGAGCUCUAUAUUCUGAGCUUGUGGCUGUUAGCAGUAAAGGAGAGCUCUAUCAGUGGAAAUGGAGUGAAUCAGAGCCUUAUAGAAAUGCACAGAAUCCUUCACUACAUCAUCCACGAGCCAUGUUCUUGGGGUUAACCAAUGAAAAGAUUGUGCUCCUUUCUGCAAAUAGUAUUAGAGCAACUGUUGCCACGGAAAAUAACAAGGUUGCUACAUGGGUAGAUGAAACUUUAAGCUCUGUAGCCUCUAAAUUAGAACACACUGCACAGACAUACUCAGAGCUUCAGGGAGAACGGAUUGUUUCUUUACAUUGUUGUGCUCUUUACACGUGUGCUCAGCUAGAGAACAACUUGUAUUGGUGGGGUGUAGUUCCUUUCAGCCAAAGGAAGAAAAUGCUAGAAAAGGCCAGAGCAAAAAAUAAAAAGCCGAAGUCUAGUGCUGGUAUCUCCUCUAUGCCAAACAUAACUGUUGGAACCCAGGUGUGUUUAAGAAAUAACCCCCUCUAUCAUGCUGGAGCAGUUGCUUUUUCAAUCAGUGCUGGAAUUCCUAAAGUUGGUGUGCUAAUGGAAUCUGUUUGGAACAUGAAUGACAGCUGUCGAUUUCAGCUUCGGUCUCCUGAGAGCUUGAAAAACAUGGAGAAGGCCAGCAAAACUACUGAAGCAAAACCUGAAAGCAAACAGGAACCAGUGAAAACUGAGAUGGGUCCUCCACCAUCCCCAGCUUCCACUUGUAGUGAUGCAUCUUCAAUAGCAAGCAGUGCAUCGAUGCCAUAUAAGCGACGACGAUCUACUCCUGCCCCAAAAGAGGAGGAGAAAGUGAAUGAAGAGCAGUGGUCUCUGAGGGAAGUUGUGUUUGUGGAAGAUGUUAAGAAUGUUCCUGUUGGCAAGGUGCUAAAAGUGGAUGGUGCGUAUGUUGCUGUGAAAUUUCCAGGCACCUCCAAUAAUGCAAACUGUCAGAGCAGUUCUAACUCCGAUCCUGAUCCUUCUUCUCUCCUCCAAGACUGUAGGCUGCUCAGGAUAGAUGAACUGCAGGUUGUAAAAACUGGCGGAACUCCAAAAGUUCCUGACUGUUUUCAAAGAACACCCAAAAAGCUGUGUAUUCCUGAAAAAACAGAGAUCCUAGCAGUAAAUGUAGAUUCAAAAGGAGUGCAUGCUGUUCUGAAAACUGGGAACUGGGUUCGAUACUGCAUAUUUGACCUUGCCACAGGAAAGGCUGAACAGGAAAAUAAUUUCCCUACUAGCAGCAUUGCAUUCCUGGGUCAGAAUGAGAGGAGUGUUGCUAUUUUUACAGCUGGACAGGAAUCGCCUAUUAUUCUUAGAGAUGGAAAUGGUACAAUCUAUCCAAUGGCAAAAGAUUGUAUGGGUGGGAUACGAGACCCUGACUGGCUUGAUCUUCCACCUAUUAGUAGUCUUGGAAUGGGUGUUCAUUCCUUAACAAAUCUUCCUGCUAACUCGACCAUCAAAAAGAAAGCUGCUAUUAUCAUUAUGGCUGUUGAGAAACAAACAUUGAUGCAGCACAUUCUUCGAUGUGACUACGAGGCUUGCAGACAAUACCUGAUGAAUCUUGAGCAAGCGGUUGUCUUGGAUCAGAAUCCACAGAUGCUGCAGACGUUCCUUGGCCACAGAUGCGAUGGAAACCGUAAUAUUCUGCAUGCUUGUGUGUCUGUAUGCUUUCCAACCAGCAACAAGGAAACAAAAGAGGAAGAGGGACUACCUCAUUCAGUGCACAAGAUGGACGGUGCUCACCGAAUGGAAGCAGAGCGCUCUGAAAGGAACACGUUUGCUGAAAGGCUCUCAGCUGUGGAAGCUAUUGCAAAUGCAAUCUCCGUUGUGUCAAGUAAUGGUCCAGGAAAUAGGGCAGGAUCAUCAAGCAGCAGGAGUUUGAGAUUAAGGGAAAUGAUGAGAAGAUCCUUGAGAGCUGCUGGAUUGGGCAGACAUGAGGCUGGUGCUUCAUCAAGUGAUCACCAAGACCCAGUUUCUCCGCCAAUAGCUCCUCCCAGCUGGGUGCCAGAUCCUCCUGCAAUGGAUCCAGAUGGUGACAUUGAUUUUAUCCUGGCCCCCGCUGUGGGAUCUCUUACCACAGCAGCGACUGGCACCGGCCAAGGACCCAGCACCUCCACAAUACCAGGUCCUUCUACAGAACCAUCUGUAGUGGAAUCGAAGGAUCGGAAGGCAAAUGCUCAUUUCAUACUGAAAUUGCUGUGUGAUAGUGUUGUUCUACAGCCUUAUCUCCGAGAAUUGCUGUCAGCUAAGGAUGCGAGAGGCAUGACACCGUUUAUGUCAGCAGUUAGUGGCCGGGCAUAUCCUGCUGCAAUUACAAUUCUAGAAACUGCACAGAAGAUUGCUAAAGCUGAAGCAACUUCCAGUGAAAAAGAAGAUGAUGUGUUUAUGGGAAUGGUUUGUCCUUCUGGUACAAAUCCAGAUGAUUCUCCUUUGUAUGUUUUGUGUUGUAAUGAUACAUGCAGUUUUACUUGGACUGGCGCAGAACAUAUUAACCAAGAUAUAUUUGAAUGCCGAACAUGUGGCCUGUUGGAAUCACUUUGUUGUUGCACAGAAUGUGCAAGGGUCUGUCACAAAGGACAUGACUGCAAGCUCAAACGAACAUCUCCAACAGCCUACUGUGAUUGCUGGGAAAAGUGCAAGUGUAAAACACUAAUUGCUGGGCAAAAGUCUGCUCGCCUUGAUCUCCUUUACCGCCUGCUUACCACCACAAAUCUUGUUACCAUGCCAAAUAGCAGGGGAGAACAUCUGCUGUUGUUUUUAGUACAGACAGUUGCCAGGCAAACUGUAGAGCACUGCCAGUACAGACCUCCUAGAAUCAGGGAAGAUCGUAAUCGUAAAACUGCAAAUCCUGAAGAUUCUGAUAUGCCUGAUCAUGAUUUAGAACCUCCUCGUUUUGCCCAGUUAGCCCUGGAACGUGUUUUACAAGAUUGGAAUGCCCUGAAGUCUAUGAUCAUGUUUGGCUCCCAGGAAAAUAAAGACCCUCUUAGUGCAAGCAGUAGGAUAGGUCAUCUUCUGCCUGAAGAGCAAGUUUACCUUAAUCAGCAAAGUGGAACUAUUCGCUUGGACUGUUUUACACACUGCCUUAUUGUCAAAUGUACAGCAGACAUUUUGCUGUUAGAUACUUUGCUGGGUACUCUGGUAAAGGAAUUACAGAACAAGUAUACGCCAGGCCGCAGAGAAGAAGCUAUUGCUGUUACAAUGAGAUUCCUGCGUUCUGUGGCAAGAGUGUUUGUCAUUCUUAGUGUGGAGAUGGCUUCCUCCAAAAAGAAAAACAAUUUUAUUCCACAGCCAAUUGGAAAAUGUAAACGUGUAUUUCAGGCAUUAUUGCCCUAUGCUGUUGAAGAGUUGUGCAAUGUAGCAGAAUCUCUGAUUAUUCCAGUCAGGAUGGGAAUUGCACGUCCUACAGCACCCUUUACCCUUGCUAGCACUAGUAUAGAUGCCAUGCAGGGAAGUGAAGAACUGUUUUCUGUGGAGCCUCUGCCACCCAGACCAUCAUCUGACCAGUCUAGCAGUUCUAGUCAAUCUCAGUCAUCCUACAUAAUAAGGAAUCCUCAGCAAAGACGAAUCAGCCAGUCACAACCAGUUCGUGGCAGGGAUGAAGAACAAGAUGAUAUUGUUUCAGCUGAUGUAGAAGAGGUUGAGGUGGUUGAGGGGGUGGCGGGUGAAGAAGACCAUCAUGAUGAACAGGAAGAACAUGGUGAAGAAAAUGCUGAAGCAGAAGGACAGCAUGAUGAGCAUGAUGAAGAUGGCAGUGAUAUGGAGUUGGAUUUGCUAGCUGCUGCUGAAACAGAAAGUGACAGUGAGAGUAACCACAGUAACCAGGACAAUGCCAGUGGGCGCAGAAGUGUUGUCACUGCAGCUACUGCUGGGUCAGAAGCAGGAGCUAGCAGUGUUCCAGCAUUUUUUUCUGAAGAUGACUCUCAAUCAAAUGAUUCCAGUGACUCUGAUAGCAGCAGCAGUCAGAGUGAUGACAUAGAGCAGGAGACCUUCAUGCUUGAUGAGCCUCUGGAGCGAACCACAAACAGCUCCCAUGCCAACGGUGCUGCCCAGGCUCCCCGUUCCAUGCAGUGGGCUGUACGGAACACCCAGAACCAGAGGACUACCAGCACAGCUCCCUCUAGUACGUCAACCCCAGCAGCAAGUUCAGCGGGCUUGAUUUAUAUUGACCCCUCAAACCUUCGUCGGAGUGGUACCAUCAGCACAAGUGCAGCAGCAGCUGCUGCAGCACUUGAAGCCAGCAAUGCAAGCAGCUAUUUAACAUCUGCAAGCAGCUUAGCAAGAGCAUACAGUAUUGUGAUACGGCAGAUAUCUGAUCUGAUGGGUCUGAUUCCCAAAUACAAUCACUUAGUAUACUCCCAGAUUCCAGCUGCAGUGAAGCUGACUUACCAAGAUGCAGUUAACUUGCAGAAUUAUGUGGAAGAAAAGCUUAUUCCUACUUGGAAUUGGAUGGUCAGUAUCAUGGACUCUACUGAAGCUCAGCUGCGUUAUGGUUCAGCUUUAUCAUCUGCUGGCGAUCCUGGGCAUCCAAAUCAUCCUCUCCAUGCUUCUCAGAACUCAGCUAGAAGGGAAAGGAUGACAGCCCGUGAGGAAGCCAGCUUGAGAACACUUGAGGGAAGAAGACGUGCUACUUUGCUCAGUGCCCGUCAGGGAAUGAUGUCAGCACGCGGUGAUUUCCUGAACUACGCACUGUCCUUGAUGCGUUCUCACAACGAUGAGCACUCAGAUGUUCUUCCUGUACUAGAUGUCUGCUCUCUAAAGCACGUAGCAUAUGUUUUUCAAGCCCUUAUUUAUUGGAUUAAAGCAAUGAAUCAGCAGACAACACUGGAUACUCCUCAGCUGGAAAGGAAAAGAACUCGUGAGCUUUUGGAACUGGGUCUUGACAACGAAGAUUCAGAACAUGAAAAUGAUGAUGAUACCAAUCAAAGUGCUACACUCAACGACAAAGAUGAUGACACUCUCCCAGCAGAGACUGGCCAAAACCAUCCAUUUUUCAGGCGCUCAGACUCUAUGACAUUCCUGGGCUGCAUUCCACCCAAUCCUUUUGAGGUUCCUCUGGCAGAGGCCAUCCCCUUGGCAGACCAGCCACAUCUAUUACAGCCAAAUGCUCGCAAAGAGGAUCUGUUCGGCCGACCCAGUCAGGGUCUGUACUCGUCUUCUGCCAACAGUGGCAAAUGCUUAGUGGAAGUUACAGUGGAUAGAAACUGCCUUGAGGUUCUUCCAACUAAAAUGUCUUACGCAGCCAACUUAAAAAAUGUCAUGAGCAUGCAAAAUCGGCAGAAGAAGGAAGGGGAAGAACAAAAUGUGCCUACAGAAGAAUCUGAGAGUUCAAAGCCAGGACCUUCAGCUCACGAUCUUGCAGCACAACUGAAAAGCAGCUUGUUGGCAGAGAUAGGAUUGACAGAAAGUGAAGGGCCACCCCUCACAUCUUUCAGGCCUCAGUGUAGCUUCAUGGGCAUGGUUAUUUCUCAUGACAUGUUGCUGGGACGUUGGCGCCUUUCUUUGGAGUUGUUUGGUAGAGUGUUCAUGGAAGAUGUUGGAGCAGAGCCUGGAUCGAUCUUGACUGAAUUAGGUGGCUUUGAAGUAAAGGAAUCGAAAUUCCGCAGGGAGAUGGAAAAACUUAGAAACCAGCAAUCAAGGGAUUUAACAUUGGAGGUUGAUCGAGACAGAGAUCUUCUAAUUCAGCAGACCAUGAGGCAGCUGAACAAUCAUUUUGGUCGCAGGUGUGCUACCACUCCGAUGGCUGUACACAGAGUGAAAGUUACUUUUAAGGAUGAACCCGGAGAAGGCAGCGGUGUAGCACGAAGCUUUUAUACUGCUAUUGCACAGGCUUUUCUGUCAAAUGAGAAACUGCCAAAUCUAGAUUGUAUUCAGAAUGCCAACAAGGGUACCCAUACAAGUCUGAUGCAGAGAUUGCGAAAUAGGGGCGAGAGAGAUCGGGAAAGGGAGCGAGAGAGAGAAAUGCGGAGAAGUAGUGGCUUGCGAACUGGUUCUCGGAGAGAUAGGGAUAGGGACUUCAGAAGACAACUGUCCAUUGACACACGGCCUUUUAGACCAGCAUCAGAAGGAAAUCCCAGCGAUGACCCUGACCCUCUCCCAGCACACAGACAAGCCCUUGGAGAACGGCUCUACCCUCGAGUGCAAGCAAUGCAACCAGCAUUUGCAAGUAAAAUCACAGGAAUGUUGUUGGAAUUGUCUCCUGCUCAGCUGCUUCUGUUACUAGCUAGUGAAGAUUCCCUUAGAGCGAGAGUUGAUGAAGCAAUGGAACUCAUUAUUGCUCAUGGCAGGGAGAACGGUGCUGACAGUAUAUUGGAUCUUGGAUUGCUAGACUCUUCAGAUAAAGUACAGGAAAAUAGAAAGCGACAUGGAUCCAGCCGCAGUGUAGUAGAUAUGGAAUUGGAUGAUACAGAUGAUGGGGAUGAUAACGCACCGCUUUUCUACCAACCUGGAAAACGAGGAUUUUAUACACCAAGACCUGGUAAAAACACAGAAGCAAGGCUGAAUUGUUUCCGAAACAUUGGCAGAAUCCUAGGAUUGUGCUUGUUGCAGAAUGAAUUAUGUCCCAUCACGUUAAAUAGACAUGUAAUCAAAGUUCUACUUGGCAGAAAGGUGAACUGGCACGACUUUGCUUUUUUUGACCCAGUUAUGUAUGAAAGCCUUCGGCAGCUCAUCCUCGCAUCCCAGAGCACAGAUGCUGAUGCAGUGUUUGCAGCAAUGGAUUUAGCCUUUGCAAUAGACCUGUGUAAGGAGGAGGGUGGAGGGCAGGUUGAGCUUAUUUCUAAUGGUGUAAAUAUACCAGUCACUCCUCAGAAUGUAUACGAGUAUGUCCGGAAAUAUGCAGAACACCGAAUGUUGGUAGUAGCAGAGCAGCCUCUACAUGCAAUGAGGAAGGGGCUCCUGGAUGUACUUCCAAAGAAUUCAUUAGAAGAUUUGACAGCAGAAGAUUUCAGACUUUUGGUAAAUGGCUGUGGUGAAGUAAAUGUGCAGAUGCUAAUCAGCUUUACCUCUUUCAAUGAUGAAUCAGGAGAAAAUGCUGAGAAGCUUUUGCAAUUCAAGCGUUGGUUUUGGUCCAUAGUUGAGAAGAUGAGUAUGACUGAAAGACAAGAUCUGGUUUACUUUUGGACCUCAAGUCCAUCAUUGCCUGCCAGCGAGGAGGGGUUCCAGCCUAUGCCAUCGAUCACAAUAAGGCCACCAGAUGACCAACAUCUUCCAACAGCAAACACUUGCAUUUCUCGCCUUUAUGUCCCACUCUAUUCCUCUAAGCAGAUUUUGAAACAAAAAUUGUUACUCGCCAUUAAGACCAAGAAUUUUGGUUUUGUGUAGAGUAUAAAAAGUGUGUAUUGCUGUGUAAUAUUACUAGCUAAGUUUUGUAGAUUUUUCCAUUUGUCUAUAAAAGUUUAUGAAAGUUAAUGCUGUCAUACCCCUGGUGGUACUUCAAAGAUUUAAAUGCAAACAUUCCUGUACUAAAUUUGUAACAUAAAGGCCUAAGGAGCACUAGCAAUAUGUGAUUGCAACAGUUUGCUAGUCAGUAACUCCUUUGCCUAACCCCAGCCAAAGAUGACAGCAGAACAAUAUAAUUUACACUGUGAUUUAUCUUUUUGCUGAGGGAAAAUAUGUAAAAUGUUCUGAAAAUUCACUGCUGCCUUUGUGGAAAGUGUUUCAGCAAAGGUUCUUGUAUAGAGGGAGUAGGGAAUUUCAAAAUAAAAAAUUAAGUAUGUUCUGUGUUUUUAACUUUUUUUAUGGUGUUUAAUUUGUGGUUGGCUGCAGUUGUGUAUCAUGUAUAUUGAACUUGUAAAAAGUUCCUGACAGCUCAGAUCCCGGAGUUGGGAUUGUUCACUUAUGAAACCACUUCCAUUGCAAUUUUUGUUCUAUUGCAUUGAACUCUGGCACAUCAGAUACCAUCACUAAUAUUUUGCAUGUAAUCUGUACCUUUAGUGUUUUUUUUUUCCCUGUACAUAUUUGAUGAGGCCAAUGCACAGUAUUUCAUAGUUCACAAUCAACAUUUUUGUAUCCUUGUUACAGUGAACAGACAGUCAGGAGAUUGUUCCACUACCAGUUCUAACCCAACACUUGUACUACAUUAUCUAACUAUGUAAACUCAGCCUGGGCACUUUCUGGUAACUGUAAAAUGUUUAUAAGAUCAUGAUUAUUGGAGAUAACAUUUUUUGGAAAACUUUAAUGUUCGUGAGCUGCUUAACUUCUUUUGUAUCUAGCCUUUUUUUAAGUAUCUUGUUACAGUUUUUUAAUAAAGAAAUUACAGACAAAAUACCAAGUCAUACUGAAGAAACAAUAGUUUUUAUUUAUUAAGCCAUUUAUACUUUAGCUAACAGCAUACACUAAACAUAGUUGGUCAUUAAAAAUCUGAAUUGUGUAGCUGAAAAAUUGACAUGCAGAAGACAUUUAGCCUACAUUUUACAGUUAGCAGAGAAUCCUGAAAGAAAUGGGCCAGGCAACCCCUCCUUUUAACAGAAUUGGUUUGAAGGAAAAGUGGCUUGUUCUGAAAACUCUCAAGGCAAUUAGGUUAGAAUAAAAUUCUCAAACGUCAUUGUAGUGAGUUCUACUGUAUGUUCACUUUUGAAGUGCUUGGUUAGUUUUGGGAAGGGCAGUCUUUGACCAUGAUCUAGGAUUUCUUUUCCCUAAGGCUUGAGAGAUUUUUGAGUUAGAAAUUGAUUGAUGAAGAAAGGAGCUACUUUUUCUGUGUCAAAAUAAAUUUAUGAAAGCUUAGCAGACUGAAACAUUGAGGAAUAAGAACUUUUGUGGUGGUGAUGUUCUUCUUUCUUGCUUCUCCAAUCCCAUUAGUCCAUAUUAAUGAAUUUUUUCCCUUCCUUUUGUUGGGAAGAGCUGAAGUAAUGUUCCAUCCAAAUCCUAGUAGAACUCACCUUUGCCAGAGCUCCUGGGUGUUCCUUUCUGUCAGCUAGUUGUAGGAUGACCAAAAGUUACCUACAUCUGAUUUUCAAAAAAGCCUCUUCAUUUAUUUAGUUGCUAAAGGUAUGGAGUACAGUUGAUACCACAAAUUCUGAUCACCAGUUGCCAAAUUGAUGCUGAAAAUCCUCUUUUCUAAAUAAGGCAGAUUGUUUCAGGCUUGUGUAGUUAAACUGCAGAUAAAUAAAGAGAUGUAGAAUUAUUUCUGCAGGUACUAAUACUUCCUCUAAAUCGAUCAUCCUAGAAAAGGAUAGUUUCAAUGUAUGAGGAUUGGAGCUAGAUUUCCUCUUGUGACCUCCAGUGUAUCUUAAGUUCAAAACUGAUUUUACUAUGCUAAAAAGAAAAUGCAGUACAGCCUCACAAAUCUAGGUAGAGGUAUUUUAGUGUAGAGAAAAUUAAUGCUGGUGUAUGGCUGUUCUCUUAUACUAAGGAGGAUAAGUUACAAAGGUACAAAGCAACAUCUACCUUAUGCCUGGCUAUCAAACUGCUGUGAUUAUUUCCACUACCAAAAUGGCCUCUAACUGGAAUGUGCAAAGUUAGUAGAAAGCAACAAAAGAAACUGUUUAGAAUAGGCAUCAAAACUCCAGUCUGUAAAAUAAAGCUCCCUCCCUCACAAAGCUUUGUGAGGCUUGAUGUACUAAGAAUUAUCCAAGGCCCUUGGAUGAAAGGCCAUAUAUACAUGUAAAGUACUGUGUAUAUAUAUAUGUAUUGUGUGUAUAUGUAUAUAAGUGUAUGUGUAUGUAUAACAUAUAAAUAUAUGUUAUAUGUAUAUAUA